Messenger RNA from Punica granatum (pomegranate), 582 nucleotides. NCBI's taxonomy places the organism in Eukaryota, Viridiplantae, Streptophyta, Magnoliopsida, Myrtales, Lythraceae. The record is from RefSeq and is a predicted model, not a curated record.
AUGGGUGUGACGCGCUCGGGUCGGGUAUACGAAAAUCCGGAGGCUGUGAACAGAGGGAAGGCUCCUACUGCGGCGUUAGGAAUCGCCCCGGAAGCUACACCGAUCCCCUAUAAGAAGGUGACCGAGAAGGAAGUCGAGGCUUUCAUAAAGAUUAUCAAGGCAAGCGAGUACAAGGUUGUUGAACAAAUGGGUUGGGUCAUGAUUGACAACGGUUUGACUCUCAAUGUAUGCCUUGUUUCCACCCUGAAGCAGAUGAACGUGGAUUUGAAUUGUAUUCGUCCGAGCAAGACAACGGUUCGAGCCUUCGAUGGCUCACAGAGGGAAGUGAACAGAGAGAUCGACCUUCUAAUCAAUGUAGGUCCAUGCUCAUUUAACAUCACUUUCCAGGUCAUCGACAUCCCGAAUGCCUUCAGCUUGCUACUCGGGAGGUCGUGGAUCCAUUUAGCGGGCGCAGUCCCCUCCACCUUGCACCAGAAGCUUAAGUUCAUCGUUGAGGAGCGACUCAUCACGGUCAAAGGUGAGGAGGAUUAUGCGAUUUAUAAGGAGACGACCGUCCCCUACAUCAGUAUUGGGGACGAUUAG